Bactrocera oleae (olive fruit fly) is the source of this 1443-nucleotide messenger RNA. RefSeq lists its product as uncharacterized. Gene Ontology annotation, molecular function: RNA binding. The record is from RefSeq and is a predicted model, not a curated record. Lineage: Eukaryota; Metazoa; Arthropoda; Insecta; Diptera; Tephritidae.
UUAAACAUUACAAUUUCGUAAAAAUAAACCAUAAAAAAUAUAUUACAAUAUAUUUUUCAACUAAUUUCCGCAUAAAUACAUAAAUAAACCCGCACCAGCAUGCCGUUACCAUCUCACAAUUUGCGCCUAAAUGUAUGCAACUUUAAGCCGGAGCCACACCAGCGCUGCCGGCGUCAUAGAAAUAUGACACUUCCAGCAUCUGCAAUUCUACCAGGCGACCAGGAACAGGUGGCUGGCGGGCCAAAAAAUACAUGCAACUUCUUUGAGCGGCGCGCAUUCACAAUAGCGUAUUGAGAAAACUAUUUUGAACUUGCAAGUUUCUCGACAUAUUUGAUAAGUACAAUAAACACGUGCUACCAAUAAAAAUAAUUAUAUAAAGCACAAAUAAAAAUAAAUAAAUAAUUAAAAGAUUUUCAAUAAUUUCAGACAUUUUAUUAUUGUGAAUAGUUACAGUUGAAAGAAGUUGCAACCACUGACAUACCAACACAUGUUUUGAUUCGAAGCACAAAAAUAUUGAAGAAAACGGGGGCGCAUAACUUAUUUAGAAAAUUCCUGAAAGAAAAUCGAACCCAAAAUACUCAAAUGGCUAACGAUUCCUUCGAUAGUGAUUAUAAUGUUGAAGAGUUUGUGAAGCCAAAGCGUGUACGGCGCACAGUAAAUGACGAGACGGCUGAUUUGCUGGGCAACUUUGACGAUAUCAAACGACAGGAAAUACUGAAUGGCACCUAUAUAGAAAAAGAGACAGCAACCGAUUCCAGCGAUGGUGAGGAGGAACAUAGCGAUGACGAAAAGACAAAUGAGGAAGAAGCUACAGAAAAUGGUGAAGCGAAGAAAGAUGCCCGUGCAACACAAGCAAAUGGCGCUAGCAAAAGCGACGAAGAGGACACCGAUGAAGUGAAAACCAAUUUGACAAAAGAACAGUUGGGUGCGUUAAUGCGUGGCGCAGCAAAAGCCAAUCGACACGUGCUCUAUGUGACAAAUUUAAAUUUCGAAACGACUAAAUCCGAUUUGGAGUCGCACUUCGGAAACGCUGGUGCGGUGAAAGGUGUGCGCAUACCAAAGAAGCGAUGCGGUGGUUUUGCCUUUGUGGAAAUGGCUGAUCUUGAGGGCUAUCAACGUGGUUUUCAACUGCACAAUUCGAUGUUGCAAGGACGUACGAUUAAAGUGCAAUUCUCAGAGGCGGGCAAAAAGAAGUCUGCAAAUAAGAAAAACAUAUUGAAACAAAAAAAUAGAAAAUUAGCUGAAAUGCGUAACGAACAGAAAACAUUUACGAAGAGCGGUAAAUUCUACGAUAAAAAUUUAAAAAAGGAGAAAGCAAAGGAUCUGCUUGCGCGUAAACGUUGGCGUAAGCCGGCAGGUGCUCGAGGACCGAAACCUUAAUUUUAACGUUUGAUAUUGUAGUUAGAAAUAUUAUUAAAAUAUUUAUUUUACUGAAACAACUUA